AGCAACCUUUCAGUUAUAAGCCCUGCUCCUUAGCACUUGCCGCACUUGCUGGCCGUUGGUGCGGCUUUGUGAAUUCUAAAGGCUGGUAUCCCCUCUUCCAGCUGUGAUCAGCUCUGGCCUGCGUUUGGCUGCAGUGCCGCUGUGCAGGGUAGCAGCGUUGGCGCGUGCGCGCAGGGAGCAGGAAUCCGGUGUCGGUUUUCCAGUGAGGGCGCUAAAAUUAGCCCCCCGGCCAGAGCGGGCCGCAGGACUCGACGAGUUUCCCGCAGCCCGACGAGCCGCGCCACCUGAGUCCUUCUGAUCCGCCGCCACCGGAGCGUCUGCAGCGCGCGCGUUUCCCGUCCGGAAGGAGGUGCACCACCCUCCUACAGCGGUACCUGUGUCCACCUCUACCCUCGCAGAACAGGGUGUGUUAAGUGACCGCGGGCUGCGACAGGCUCUUUUGGGUCGAGGACGCGGACGGACACUCCGAUGUGAGGUGCCGUUUGGAGAGCUCCAGCUCUCUCACAGGGUGACAGGAGGUCCAUGGGCAGGCAGGAGGAAGUGGCGGGCGGGGCCACUGGCCUGCACAGCCCUGACCCGCUGGUGCGGGAGGCCUUCCUGAUGGCGUACGACUACAUCGACUAUGUGACGGCGGCGGCGGGGUCGCCCGUGCCCCCCGCCCCAACGCCGGCCACCGCCGCCCUUCGCCACGCCGGAGACGAGCUCCUGGUCAAGUUCCCCAUCUUCUUCCGCCGCUGGCCCCGCGUCUUCCGCGACGUGACCGAGCGAUCCGCCUGCCCCAUGCUGCUGGCCAUCCUGGACGAGCACUUCGGCCGCGCCCCGGGGAGCCGGCGGCGGGACCUGGCCUGGAGCGCCGUGCUGUCCGUGUACGUGCUGGCGGGGCAGAUGGCGCUGCACUGCCAGGAGAAGGGCAUGCUGGGAGCCCUGCCGCAGCUGAAGGAGUGCGUCGGGGAGUACGUGGAGAGGGUGAUCUGCCCGGAGCUCAGGGACAAGGGGGGAUGGUCUGGCUUUGUGACUCGCUUCAGCAAGAAGCAGGACCUGGAACAGCAGGUGAAGAAGGUGUGCUGCUGGACUCUGCUGGUCCUGGCCGCCAGCAUCGUCUCCUACUUCCUGUGGAAACGCAGGGCUGCGUAGACCACAGCACCACCUGCUGGUGGGGAUGAGACACUUUCAAAAUCUCUUCCAGCCGUCCCUUUUCUGGAGCCAGUUCACAACCACAGCUGGACAAAUCAUUGGCUGAACACUGCUGGCUAUCAAUAUGGUGUGCUGAACCAAGGAAAGGGGAGAAUAUAGUUAGGUUUUUUUUUAAUCAGCUAGAGCAGAACCCCUUUAAAACAGCACUUUCUACAGGAGGCAAGCUUGCCACAUGAGGGCAGCAAUUCUCCAUUCACGCUCAGACAGACACUAUGAAGUAUAUUAAGUAUUAAUAAUAAAUAAUAAUAAACAAUUAUAAACAGCAAAUUAUUCUUGGACCUCUCCUGUUCUUUGUCAUCUGUUGCAAUCUUCAUCGCCUUCAUUUAAAGAAUUGUUACAGUGUCAUGUCAU
Molecule: messenger RNA, 1545 nt
Organism: Megalops cyprinoides (Indo-Pacific tarpon)
Lineage: Eukaryota; Metazoa; Chordata; Actinopteri; Elopiformes; Megalopidae
Gene: bcl2l16
Product: BCL2 like 16
Exons: 3
Coding region: 523-1134 (203 amino acids)
Biological process (GO): extrinsic apoptotic signaling pathway in absence of ligand; regulation of apoptotic process; intrinsic apoptotic signaling pathway in response to DNA damage
Cellular component (GO): mitochondrial outer membrane
Molecular function (GO): protein heterodimerization activity; protein homodimerization activity
Source: RefSeq, a predicted model, not a curated record